Molecule: messenger RNA, 2271 nt
Organism: Sycon ciliatum
Lineage: Eukaryota; Metazoa; Porifera; Calcarea; Leucosolenida; Sycettidae
Exons: 2
Coding region: 802-1989 (395 amino acids)
Source: RefSeq, a predicted model, not a curated record
GGCUGAUCCAUGAAAGUCUGGACAUUUUGAGGCGCACUAUGUGACAGGAUUGAAGGGUAGAGAGGGUCGCGUGGACCCCACGCCCCUACCGGAGGUCCUGGAGCGGCCUUAUGGUCCAGGGACAGCGGAUUGUCAUUGUCAAUGUCAGUGCAGAGCGCAUGUUGUUCAUUGAUUCCAACGUGUGUUGAAUGUUUCUCUUCUGCCCCGUGGAAUGUAGGGCAUGUUAUUUACGCCAGCAUUCGCUAUGGUCUGGACUGACUGUAAGAACAUUGCAGAAAUGCCACUACAAGCGCAUUUAUUGGCUCAUAGUGGUUGCCAGUGACGGCGUACAACGGGUGUCCGCGCUGUUACUCUCCGAGUAUGGGGGUGUUUACUGCUGUUUUCAACGCUGGACUUUCUGAAUUGCUAACGGCACAUACCGCUCGGAGCAUUGCCCGCGCUUGUUUUCUCUCGGCACGUGGGUGAUUUCUUUCUCGGUGUCGUCUGCCAAUGGGCACCAAAACUUGCAACAGGCGAACCAUCAUCCAUUACUCUGCCCACACGCUGCAUAGCACGAGCCAUGCAGAAUGGGUUGCUGUGACGACACCACUCAGCAGCGUGCGCUAUGUGGCUGGGACUCAGGCUAAGCUAGGAUUCGAGGAAUCGAAGCUAGGUCUCUCCGGCACCAAACCCCUUUCGGAUUGCGUGCCCUGCAGCAAGAACAUGUAGCUGGAUGCUGUGUUGCAAUCAUCCAGCAAGACACAGCAGUGUGUACAUCGUAUCGUUGUCACACAGCUCACGUUGUCACCAUGCGUGCUAAGCAUGCCCCCCGCAAGUCUGUCAGCACAAAUGGAAGGCAGAAGACCAGCAUCAGCAUCAUCAUCCUCAUGUCUGCGUUAUCUGGAACACGCCAAUGCCAAGUUGUCCCCACAAGGUCUGGAUGUCUCCGUAGCCUGUGGUUCUCCUGUAGCUGAGAGCGGGGCGCACCAAUACUCAGACGAGUUGCACGCUUCGUUUGCUGUCCGAAUGGAUCACCUUGUUAGCUCAGGAGGCAUUCCUACACGCGCUUACAUUCGCUUCCCUAUCAAUCCCCUGUCUUGUCACACACCGGUUGGGCGUGUAGAGAUUGAGGCUGCGUUUAGCCUGCAAUAUCCUGCAGGGGAUGUUGGGCGGGCCAAGGCUGGUCAAACAGUGCUCAGCACGCGGGCUCGUUUCACUAUUCCAGCCCGUCGACAGUGCAGCAGACCCUGGUUCAACCAACCACUGGAUGUGUCCCUCUACAGGUCCAUCAUGGCCGCAAUGACGUCACAUGACGUGGAUUCGGCACACCUUUACGUCAGCCUCCGGAAGAUCAUGAACUCGUCGGCUGUGACGUCACCGGAUACUAAUGCCGGCGGGCUGUUUCCGAGCAUUCAACCAGACCGACUGAGACCGAUGAUUGUCCUAGGUUUCGCUAUGAACGGCGAUACCGCAACACAUAUUCGCAAACGUAUAAGUCUGGCACGUCAAGCACACUUGGCGUCAUCAGAAGCAGCAGCCAGUGCUGAUUUCACGCACCGGAGUCAACCCAAUGCCCACAAAGCUCGCAGCCGUCGGGAAGCGGAAGACCCAACAAGCGAAAGUGAACAGGAACAAGUUUGCGGGCAUCUGGAUGACUUUCUUAUACGCUCCAAUGAGCUAAGUGUUACUAUGGAGACAAACGAGACGAUUGCCCACUAUAAGUUACCGGAUCGCUUCGCGGUAAUUCGGAUCAAGACCUGCGCCCAAACGAAAAAAUGCAGACGCCUUGCGGAACGCCCAGAGUUCGUGGGUCUGUCUCCCCGGUUGCCUGGAGCAAGCAUGCAGAUGUCUGACAUUUCUAUCAAACCCCAGUGCAGGCCAGUGGCGCACUCGAGCAGGACAGUCAGACUGGUCUUGGCAGCAACAGAGCAUGACACUGAGCCCAUCUACAAGAUGGAGGAGUUGAAGGAUAUCAGUGCGACACACUGUGCAUGCACACUAUUUGCUUAGAAGGCUCAAUUUUCUUGACAUCCAGAUUUUACAGAUAUCUAUUGAUGGAUCCAUGCACUGCUAUGCUGGCCUUUCCACUUACAACAUUUUUAUUUAUUAGUGACAAUUCGGCACCCCACGUGAUUACGUAAUAUUUUAUUUGUGAUUAUCACCGAAAACGAUUCAUCUGCUAUACAAUAUCAGCAUUGACAAGAGCAGGAGGCCACAACUUGGCCGAGUCUUUGUACUGACAUGCACACGUACUAAACCACACUCCAAAGGCCACAUGUAGAAACCUGCCCA